AUGCUUGUCCCAGCGAUCCGGAGGCAAGUCCUCCAAAACGCCCGCUUUGCGCGCGCCGCCCUCCCCAGCCUCACAAGAUGGUAUGCCUCGUACCCCCCGCACACAGUCGUCAAGAUGCCAGCGCUGUCUCCGACAAUGACCGCUGGCAAUAUUGGCGCGUGGCAGAAGAAGCCCGGUGACACCAUCGCACCCGGCGAGGUGCUCGUCGAGAUCGAGACCGACAAGGCCCAGAUGGACUUUGAGUUCCAAGAAGAGGGUGUCCUGGCCAAGGUUCUGAAAGAGACCGGCGAGAAGGACGUUGCUGUUGGCAAUCCAAUUGCUAUCCUGGUGGAGGAAGGGACCGAUGUUGGCGCCUUCGCCGGCUUCACCCUCGCCGAUGCUGGCGGCGAGUCCGCUCCUGCGGCUGCCAAGGAGGAGACGCCCAAGUCCGACGCUGCCCCCACCCCGGCCCCGACGUCCGCCCCCGAGCCCGAGGAGACCGGAUUUGGCGGCAAGCUCGAGCCCGCUCUCAACCGUGAGCCUAACAUUUCGGCCGCGGCCAAGAGGAUUGCUAUCGAGAAGGGCGUUUCGCUAUCCGGCCUGAAGGGAACCGGCUCGGGCGGCAAGAUUACAGAGGAGGAUGUCAAGAAGGCUUCGUCCUCGCCCGCUGCUGGCGCUGCUGCGCCUGCCGGUGCUCUCUACGAGGACAUCCCCAUCAGCGGUAUGCGCAAGACCAUCGCCUCCCGCCUCAAGGAGUCCGUGUCCGAGAACCCCCACUACUUCGUCACCUCCAGCCUGUCCGUCACCAAGCUGCUCAAACUCCGCCAGGCCCUGAACAGCACCUCGGAAGGCAAGUAUAAGCUCUCGGUGAAUGACUUCCUGAUCAAGGCCAUUGCCGUCGCCUCCAAGAAGGUCCCGGCCGUCAACAGCUCGUGGCGUGACGGUUUCAUCCGCCAGUUCAACACCGUCGACGUCUCCGUCGCUGUGUCGACCCCCAGCGGCCUGAUCACCCCCAUCGUCAAGGGUGUCGAGGGCAAGGGCCUCGAGGGUAUCUCGUCCGCCGUCAAGGAGCUCGCCAAGAAGGCCCGUGACAACAAGCUCAAGCCGGAGGAGUACCAGGGCGGCACCAUCAGCAUCUCCAACAUGGGCAUGAACCCGGCCGUCGAGCGCUUCACCGCUGUCAUCAACCCCCCGCAGGCGGCCAUCCUCGCCGUCGGCAGCACCAAGAAGGUCGCUAUCCCGGCCGAGUCCGAGGACGGCACCACCGGCAUCGAAUGGGACGACCAGAUCGUCGUCACCGGCAGCUUCGACCACAAGGUCGUCGACGGCGCGGUCGGCGCCGAGUGGAUGCGCGAGUUCAAGAAGGCCAUCGAGAACCCUCUCGAACUCCUUCUCUGA
Molecule: messenger RNA, 1377 nt
Organism: Dichotomopilus funicola
Lineage: Eukaryota; Fungi; Ascomycota; Sordariomycetes; Sordariales; Chaetomiaceae
Product: 2-oxoacid dehydrogenases acyltransferase-domain-containing protein
Exons: 2
Coding region: 1-1377 (458 amino acids)
Biological process (GO): pyruvate decarboxylation to acetyl-CoA
Molecular function (GO): dihydrolipoyllysine-residue acetyltransferase activity
Source: RefSeq, a predicted model, not a curated record